Messenger RNA from Fusarium keratoplasticum, 1017 nucleotides. RefSeq lists its product as uncharacterized. The coding region runs from base 1 to 1017 and encodes 338 amino acids. The record is from RefSeq and is a predicted model, not a curated record. The transcript has 2 exons. NCBI's taxonomy places the organism in Eukaryota, Fungi, Ascomycota, Sordariomycetes, Hypocreales, Nectriaceae.
AUGCCUCCAAAGUCCCUCGAACUCAAGCCAGACUCCUACCGCUUCUUCCAAUCUCAGUUCACCAAGCCUAUCUGGCCUCCCAAGGAAACCUCUCUCGCCAACGGCACUGGCAUCAUCACCGGUGCCAAUGUCGGUCUUGGAUUCGCUGCAGCCGAGGCCGUGUUAGCCCUCAACCUCAGUCACCUUGUAAUCGCAGUCCGCACAGUCUCCAAGGGUGAAGCUGCAGCAUCCAAGCUCCGAAGCAAGUUCCCCAAGGCCAAGAUCGAUGUGUGGCAGGUCGAUAUGCUCUCACACGAGAGUGUCCAGGCGUUUGCCAAAAAGUGCGAAACUCUGGAUCGAAUCGACUUUGCCAUCCUCAACGCAGGCACUCAACACAUGGCCUUCACCAGAAGCCCUGAGGGCCACGAGUCCACGUUCCAGGUCAACUACCUCUCAACCGUCCUCCUCGCCACACUCCUCCUGCCCACCCUCAAGAAAAAGGCACCGGCGGGAAAGCCAGGCCGUCUCACCAUCGUCAACUCUGGAACAUCCCUGAUGGUCAAGGUGCCGGACCCAAAAGACGAGCCGGCGCUAGCGUGGUACGAUGACGAGUCCAAGUUCUCACCUGCGAGCACGUACUGGUAUUCCAAGGCCCUGGCGCACUUCUGGAUCAUCAAGCUGGCGGAGCGUGUCAAUCCAGACGAUGUUAUCGUCAACCUCGUGGAUCCGGGGUUGGUCAGGAGCACAGAUCUACAGCGAAACGCCAACAUUAUUGUACGCACCAUCUCCUGGUUUGCCAAGUGGAUCAUCGCGCGGUCCCUAGAGCAGGGCGCGAGCACGUUUGUAGAUGCGGCCAUUGUGAAGGGCAAGGAAACUCAUGGCUCCUAUGUCAUGGACUGGAAGAUCUUUCAUUAUACCAAGGCGGUGUAUGAGGAAUACGGCCAAGAACUUGCCAGUCGGAUAUGGGACGAGACUCUUGAGGUCCUUUCAUUUGUUGAUGUUAAUGGUAUUCUGAACUCGUUGUCGGAAAAGAAGUGA